This is a messenger RNA of Solea senegalensis (Senegalese sole), 1113 nucleotides long. It is a transcript of the gene nr1h5, whose product is annotated as nuclear receptor subfamily 1, group H, member 5. Gene Ontology annotation, biological process: cell differentiation; positive regulation of transcription by RNA polymerase II; bile acid signaling pathway. Lineage: Eukaryota; Metazoa; Chordata; Actinopteri; Pleuronectiformes; Soleidae. Gene Ontology annotation, molecular function: nuclear receptor activity; zinc ion binding; RNA polymerase II cis-regulatory region sequence-specific DNA binding. The transcript is spliced from 8 exons. The record is from RefSeq and is a predicted model, not a curated record. Bases 79 to 1113 code for a protein of 344 amino acids.
CGCCGAGACACUCGCCGCAGCAGGAAGCCUCAUCAGCGAUAGAUCUACUAUUAACAGAAGACGGGAGCUUCUGUCCAGAUGAGAGAGUGGACAGAGUUGGAGAUGAGCUUUUCAGCAGGGGGGUUUCUCUCUGCCUCGGAUGGUUACUGCUCCACCGAGCAGCUCCAGUACUACGACAUGCUGGCUGACCCACUGGGAUUCCCCCUGCAGGACCCUGACCUCCAGCUGCUCCCUUACAGCCAACAACAAUACAGCUCAGCCAACUUGCCCUUCUCCCUCUACAGCUCUCCACCCUCCACUACCUCCUCACCAUCCUCCUCCUCCUCCUCAUCGCAGUUCUGCCAACCCUCGUACCACUACAACUCUCAUUACCUGGAAGCCCCCUGUGAUCCCAGUCCAAACCCCUACUGCGGGGGUCUGGUUCAGGGGCUCGGAGCAGUUGGACUUCCUCUGGGCCGGAGGUCACGGGUGGGCUCAGGAGGGAAGAGCAGAGGUCAGGACGAGCUGUGUGUGGUGUGUGGAGAUAAAGCAUCAGGGUAUCACUACAAUGCUCUCACCUGUGAGGGAUGUAAAGGUUUCUUCAGGCGAAGUGUCACUAAAAACGCCGUGUAUCACUGUAAGAGUGGUGGAGCCUGUGAGAUGGACAUGUACAUGAGGAGGAAGUGCCAGGACUGUCGGCUGAGGAAAUGCAGAGCUGUGGGAAUGCUGGCAGAGUGCCUGUUGACGGAGGUGCAGUGUCAGUCCAAGCGACUGAGGAAAGGAGGUAAAGGCAGAGGACAGGACGAGGAGGAGAACACAGACAGCAGGAAGGUCAGCUCCACCAGCAGACUACCUGUACAGGCUUUGACUGUCAGUUUAACCCAAGAACAGAAGUACAUUGUGGACAGGAUGGUGGAGGCUCAUCGACUGUAUAGAGCACAGAACAACAGCCACAUUAGAAUGUUUGAGUGGCCAGACACAGAGGAAGUAGAUGGACUGUGUGAUGUUGUGCCACCUCACCUGGACAGACUGCUGCUGUUUGCCAGGACAGUGCCAGGUUCAGUUCAGUUAAACCCCCAUUACCUGUUCUUUCACACUGAGAACAGGAAGGGCAGCAUUGUGGCUGACGGUUGA